Messenger RNA from Rubroshorea leprosula, 1508 nucleotides. The record is from the annotation of a GenBank genome assembly. Lineage: Eukaryota; Viridiplantae; Streptophyta; Magnoliopsida; Malvales; Dipterocarpaceae.
GCCUGAGGCAACAAGGCUUUUCCGGCAAUUCUUACCGAUUUUUGUACGGUGACUCCAAAGAGAGCACCAGCAUGUCCAGAAAAGCAAGAUCCAAACCUAUUAAUCUGUCAGAUGACAUCAGACCGCGUGUCGCCCCCUUCGAGCAUCAUACCGUUAACAAAUACGGGAGAAAUUCGUUCAUGUGGCUGGGCCCAAUACCGAGGGUGCUCAUAAUGAACCCAGAACAUAUAAGGGAGAUAUUUAACAAAACGCCUGACUUCCUAAAGCCCAACUCAAACCCAAUAGCGAAGUUAUUUUUCUGUGGAGUUGCAACUUAUGAAGGCGACAAAUGGGCCAAACAUAGAAAACUUCUCAACCCAGCUUUCCAUCAGGAGAAAUUGAAGCUCAUGUUACCAGCACUUUACCAAAGUUGUAGCGAUACGAUAGGCAAAUGGGAGAAAUUGGUAUCUGCUGAUGGAUCUUGUGAGUUAGAUGUGUGCCCUGAUUUCGUUUGUUUGACAAGUGACGCCAUUUCUCGAACCGCAUUCGGAAGCAACUAUGAGGAAGGAGAAAGAAUUUUCAAACUACAACAAGAACAAAUUCAAUUGACAGCGCAAGCAUUGCAGUCAGUUUACAUUCCUGGGUGGAGGUUUCUUCCAACCAAGAUAAAGAACAGGAUGAAGGAAGUUGAAAGGGAAGUAAGGGCCAUAAUGAAAGGUCUCAUCCACAAAAGAGAGAAGGCAGUGAAAGCCGGUGAGGCAGCCAAUGAUGACUUGUUGGGUAUUCUUUUGGAGUCAAAUCUUGGAGAAAUUAAAGAACACGGAGGAAGUAAGGCUGUUGGAAUGAGCAUGGAUGAUGUGAUUGGAGAGUGUAAGCUAUUUUACUUCACCGGACAAGAGACUACUUCCAAUACCCUCAGUUGGACAAUGGUUCUACUGGCACAACAUCAAAAUUGGCAAUCUCGUGCAAGAGAAGAGGUAUUAUCGAUCUUUGGCAACAACAAACCAGAUUUCGACAACUUGAAUCGCUUAAAAGUUGUAACCAUAAUUUUAUACGAGGUUCUCAGACUCUAUCCAGCAGCGACUAUGCUUACUCGGUCUACAUGGAAGGAAACAAAGCUAGGAAAUUUGACGCUACCUGCUGGGGUUCAACUUGUAAUGCCAACAAUUCUUGUUCACCAUGAUCCUGAAUUUUGGGGAGAUGAUGCCAAGGAUUUUAAACCGGAAAGGUUUGCUGAUGGAGUCUCAAAGGUGACGAAAAAUCAAGUCUCUUAUUUUCCUUUCGGAUGGGGUCCUAGAAUUUGCAUUGGACAAAACUUUGCUCUAAAUGAGGCAAAAUUGGCCAUCGCAAUGAUUCUACAACGCUUUUGGUUCGAACUUUCCCCUUCCUAUGCCCAUGCUCCUGCCCUUUCUCUAACUUUUCGUCCACAGCAUGGAGUUCAUUUGAUCUUGCAUAAAAUGUAGCUCAAGCUGUAUUACAAUUCUAAGUAGACUUGUUAAAAUUAAAAUGAAUAAACUUCACUUUUACUU